Messenger RNA from Coccidioides immitis RS, 810 nucleotides. RefSeq lists its product as uncharacterized. The transcript is spliced from 3 exons. Bases 1 to 810 code for a protein of 269 amino acids. Lineage: Eukaryota; Fungi; Ascomycota; Eurotiomycetes; Onygenales; Onygenaceae. The record is from RefSeq and is a predicted model, not a curated record.
AUGAGCAGACCUCUCCUCCUUCUCAGACCUCUAGGCAGGUGUUUGACCCGGUGUACGCGGAGAGACCGGGUCGACAGCCUUUGUAUUCGGAACAAGACAACGGACAGCGGGUUCUCCCAGCGAGCUUCCUUGAACCGCUCAAAGACCCAGGGUUCGUCUCGCGGUCUUCUCCGAAAUCCUAUUCGAAAUGCACCGUCGCGGCCUCAGCCAAAUUUUUCCAAAGCUCAUGCAAGGCCCCAGCAAGUUGUUAUAUACCACGCCGGGAGUGGGAAAAUUGCUUUUAUCGGAAUGAUGCGCUUGUCCACAAUUUUGAUUUUCGUUGUCUCUUGCACCGUGGUUGCCCCCGCAUUCUAUGCCGCCGAGUACCCCUGGUAUAUACCGCCGGCCAUUAUUGCAGCGGGCGCGUUCCCAAUGUUGUUCGUUUCCUACACUGCUGCCCCGUUCGUCAACUUGGUCUACCUAGCAUUGCCAGCAUUUGCGCAACAGUCCAGGGAGCACAUGUUAUCCUACCUACAGAAUGUUCCCCGAACAGCCACAUUAAGCAUCGAGACUAUGAAGUUUAACUUCUAUCCUCGAAGAACCCAGGUCGCAAUCUCAGACCUAGCUCCUGGAAAAUCACUCACCCGGCCAGUUAGCUUCAUCAAUACCAACCCUCAGCCACAGCCAUGGUGGAGAGGCAAAGACGGUGUACAUUUCUAUACACCAGAGGCAAACAGACCAGCUAAAUCGACUCCCAAGUUUUUUCCAGAAGCUUGGGAGCGAGUAUUUGCCCAGAUUAAGCAGAACAGCCUUUUAAUGAAAAACAAAUGA